This is a messenger RNA of Scatophagus argus, 2263 nucleotides long. It is a transcript of the gene alas1, whose product is annotated as aminolevulinate, delta-, synthase 1. Gene Ontology annotation, cellular component: mitochondrion; mitochondrial matrix. The transcript has 11 exons. The record is from RefSeq and is a predicted model, not a curated record. Gene Ontology annotation, biological process: erythrocyte development; heme biosynthetic process; hemoglobin biosynthetic process. NCBI's taxonomy places the organism in Eukaryota, Metazoa, Chordata, Actinopteri, Scatophagidae. The coding region runs from base 199 to 2082 and encodes 627 amino acids. Gene Ontology annotation, molecular function: 5-aminolevulinate synthase activity; pyridoxal phosphate binding.
UUCUCGUCCUUUUCGUUCGUCCUCAGUGCAGGAUAACGAAGCAGUCAUCUCCGGCUUCUUUAAAAAACGAGCAAUUCGUUGAGAGUAUCAUAGUAGAGUAGCUUCACUGCUACAAUCCUGUCCACUACACGACUGACAAGAAGAUUACAACAUCAAGUUUGAAGUUUCUAGGAGACCUCUGGACAAUCACUGCCGACCAUGGAUGUGUUGUUGCGUCGCUGUCCUUUUCUGGCUCGUGUGCCCCAGGCCUUCCUCCAGCAGACCAGAAAGUCUCUGGUGGCAUACGCCCAGCAGUGCCCCAUCAUGAUGGAGCUGGCCUCUAAACCCAUGGCUCCUUCAAUGGCACGGGCCCUCUGCUCUUCUUCGUCCUCUUCCCAGAAAACUGAGAAUCCCAUGUCUGCCAGUGGAGGCCCCAAACAGCAAGGGGAGCCCAAACUGCCUGCUGGCCACCCUGUGCCACCCUCAGGCCAGGUAGUGGCCUCCAAAUGCCCUUUCCUGGCUGCUGAGAUGGGCCAGAAGCACAGCAGUGUGGUCCGCCAGGUUGGCAUUGAGUUCGAAGAGGAUGUCGAGGAAAUCCGCACUGUCCAGAAAGAAGUGUCCCCUGGCCAGUUGAAGAAGCCGUCCUUGACCAGUACCAUUAAGGAAAGCGGAGAUGAGGAAACUAAUCUGAUAAAGACCCUUCUGAAACAACGACCUAAAAGGGUCUCCCACUUGUUGCAGGACAACUUAACAGGAAGUAUGUCCAGCUUCCAUUACGAUGACUUCCUUGAGAAGAAGAUAGUAGAGAAGAAGAGUGACCACACAUACCGUGUGUUUAAGACGGUGAAUCGUCUGGCCAGCGAAUUUCCCAUGGCCGAUGACUUCACUGGUUCCCUAGAAGAAAAGAGGGAGGUGUCCGUUUGGUGUAGCAAUGACUACCUGGGCAUGAGUCGACACCCACGAGUCAUGCAAUCCAUUAUGGAUACUUUACGAAAGCAUGGCUCAGGGGCCGGAGGCACCAGGAACAUCUCUGGGACCAGUAAAUUCCAUGUGGAAUUGGAACAAGAGCUGGCUGACCUUCACAACAAGGACGCUGCGCUGCUCUUCACCUCCUGCUUUGUUGCCAAUGACUCCACCCUCUUCACCCUUGCCAAGAUGCUACCUGGUUGUGAGAUUUACUCUGACGCGGGCAACCAUGCCUCUAUGAUUCAAGGUAUCAGGAAUAGUGGUGCUAAGAAAUUCAUUUUCCGGCACAAUGAUGUGAGCCAUCUCCGAGAGCUUCUACAGAAGGGAGACCCCACAAAACCAAAGAUUGUUGCCUUUGAGACCGUUCAUUCCAUGGAUGGUGCCGUGUGUCCACUGGAAGAGAUGUGCGAUACGGCCCACGAGUUUGGUGCCAUCACCUUCGUUGACGAGGUUCACGCAGUCGGCCUGUAUGGCGCUAAAGGAGGUGGCAUUGGAGACAGGGAUGGUGUCAUGCACAAGAUGGAUAUCAUCUCAGGAACACUAGGCAAGGCCUUUGGCUGUGUGGGCGGCUACAUCGCUAGUACUGCUGCCCUGGUGGACACGGUGCGUUCCUACGCUGCUGGUUUCAUCUUCACAACCUCUCUGCCACCAAUGCUGUUAGCCGGAGCCAAGCAGUCCAUCCAGGUUCUUAAAGGAGAAGAGGGCCGUGCACUGAGGCGUAAACACCAGCGCAACGUCAAGCUGCUCAGACAAAUGCUGAUGGACUCUGGGCUGCCCGUAGUGCACUGCCCCAGCCACAUCAUCCCAGUUCGGGUGUCAAACGCGGAGAAAAACACAGAGGUGUGUGACAUCAUGAUGAGUCGUCACAACAUUUAUGUGCAGGCCAUCAACUAUCCCACCGUUGCUAGGGGAGAAGAGCUUCUGCGCAUCGCCCCAACACCUCACCACACCCCUGAGAUGAUGAAAUACUUUGUUGAGAGGCUGGUGCACACAUGGAAGGAGGUGGGCCUGGAGCUGAAGCCCCACUCCUCAGCAGAGUGUACCUUCUGCCAGCAGCCACUGCACUUUGAGGUGAUGAGCGAGCGAGAAAAGUCUUACUUCAAUGGCCUCAGCCACCCCAUCUCAGCCCGCGCAUAACACUACUCACUACUGCUGGCUCGAGACGGAACAUAUACUCCCAAUACCCAUUCCUCUGUCACUGUUCUAGAAAGUAUUCUUUAUUCUUUAUCUUUGAUAAGCCCUCUUACACAUAUUUAAAAUAUUCUAUGUUCAGAUGUUCUAUGUCCUCAAAAUAAAAUCUAAAAAUGGAAGAAAAGUU